GUGUUUCGACUUGUAUCUCUUGUGAUUGCUUCAAAGAGAGUGCAAAAUAAUGGGUGGUAGUCACCUCCAAUUUUUGCUUCUACUUGGACUCUUAUCGUAUGGGUUUAGCUUGAAUUUGCUUGAUUAUGAUGUCCGAUGCAAAGAGGAAGAAAGCCAAGCACUCCUCCAAUUCAAACAACACCUUGUCGAUGAUUCCCAUAUGUUGUCUUCUUGGGAUAGUCACGAAGAUUGUUGCAAGUGGAACGGAAUUCGCUGCAGUAACAAAACAGGUCGUGUCGUCAAGGUUGAUCUCCGGGCAGAUUUGUCUGCUGAACCACUACCUAAAUAUGUAGCAGGUGAGAUAAGCUCUUCAUUACUUGGAUUGCAAUAUUUGACUUACCUGGACUUAAGUUUCAACGAUUUUCCUGGGGAACCCUUUCCAAAUUUCGUUGGUUCGCUCACUAAAUUACGAUAUCUCAAUCUUUCAAGAACUUACAUUGCUGGAACCAUUCCACAACAACUAGGAAAUCUCUCAGGCUUGAUUUCUCUUGAUCUAAGCGGGAAUAUGGAUUUGAUUGAGUUACAUAAUCUCGAUUGGCUAAUUCAUCUUUCAUCUUUAAGACACUUGGACAUGAGCUUUGUAAACCUCAGCCAGGUACUCAAUUGGCAAAAUAAGGUUAGCAUGCUCCCUACUUUGACAGACUUGAGUCUAAGUUCUUGCAGUCUCUCCACAACGAUUCCUCCUUUUCUGUCCAAUGCUAAUUCGUCGUCGCAACUUCUAUUCCUUGAUCUCUCUUUCAAUGAUUAUCUCAACUGCUCCAUAUUUCCUUGGUUGUUCAACUCCACCACAAGCCUUGUUGGUCUUGACCUCUCUUAUUCUGGGUUACGAUGCUCCAUUCCAGACACCUUUGGCUGCAUGGAUUCUCUUCGAAGUCUAGAUCUUGAUAGCAAUAGCUUUGAUGGCGGCAUUCCAAAAUCGAUUUGGAAUUUAUGCAACUUAAACUCAUUGUCUCUCACUAAUAAUAGUCUCAGUGGACACCUUGAUAAUGGAUUUAUGAUUAAUGUGUCUGGUUGUAUGGGAAGCUCUUUGAAGGUUUUGCAAUUAGACGAGAAUACAUUCACAGGGCCAUUGCCUGAGAGCAUUAGAAACUUUUCCAAUCUUGAGAUUUUAAAUUUACAACAGAACAAAUUCACGGGGCCAUUGCCUAAGAGUAUUGGAAACUUGUACAAUCUCAAGGCUUUAAGAUUACAACAGAAUAAUUUCACAGGGCCAUUGCCUGAGAGUAUUGGUAACUUAUCUAAUCUAGAAGUCUUGAACGCUGCUGACAAUUCUCUUGAAGGGGUGAUCUCUGAGGUUCAUUUUUCAAAUCUCUUCAAAUUACGAAAAUUAUAUCUAGGAUCAAAUUCUCUGAAUUUAAGCUUCAACUAUGAUUGGGUUCCCCCUUUCCAACUGGAUAUUAUGCUUUUGAGUUCUUGCACAAUGGGACCAACUUUCCCAAAAUGGCUUCGAAGUCAAAAGAAUUUAUCUAGGCUUGAUAUAUCCCAUGCCCAGAUUUCUGAUAGUGUCCCAGCUUGGUUUUGGGACUUCACACCGGGGCUAGAGUCUUUAUGUUUGUCUCACAACAAGCUACAUGGGGAAUUGCCAGAUUUAUCAUCAUCCAGACAAGGUAUUUUUGGCAGAAUAGAUCUCAGCUCCAACAUUUUUGAGGGUUCAAUACCACAUUUUAAUUCAAAUGUGACAUUUCUAGACCUAUCGAACAAUAGGUUUUCUGGGCCAAUUUCCUUCUUAUGUGAUUCAGGUGUGAUUUCAUUGACCAGCUUAAUCCUCUCAAACAAUACCCUGUCUGGGGAGCUUCCAGAUUGCUGGAUGUAUUUUCAAGAGUUGGCUAUUCUUGACUUGGCCAACAACAACUUCUAUGGGAAAAUACCUAGCUCGAUGGGCUCCUUAGUCUCAGUUCAAUUUUUACAUUUAAGCAACAAUAGAUUUGUUGGAAACUUUCCAUUGUCCCUUCAGAAUUGCAGCCAGUUGAAGACCAUUCACGUGGGAGAAAAUAAUUUGUCAGGAAAGAUACCUUCGUGGCUAGGUGAUAGCCUACCCGAUUUGGUUAUUCUUAUCCUACGAUCAAAUCAAUUUUAUGGAAGUUUUCCUUUAAACUUAUGUCAUCUAUCAAAUAUUCGACUCUUGGAUCUUUCUUUGAACAAGAUUGAGGGAACUAUUCCUGAGUGUAUCAACAAUUUGACUGCAAUGUCUCAGAAAGAGAGUUCAGGCCUAAUUGAUUACUACGGGUUUCUUACAUAUUUCAUGGAUCAUGCAUCAUUUGUAUGGAAAGGAAAGGAGUCUGUGUUCCAAACUUCAUUGCUACUUGCAAAGAUUAUUGAUCUUUCAAACAAUUUAUUACACGGAGAAGUUCCGGAAGGAAUUACUAGUCUUAUGGAGUUGGUUGCCUUGAAUUUAUCGAGGAACCAUUUAACUGGGUUAAUAACUCCAAAGAUCGGUCUACUGCAACAUUUGGAAUCACUUGAUUUAUCUAGAAACCAGCUUCAUGGUGAAAUCCCAGCGAGUCUUUCUGACAUUAGUUUUCUUAAUUAUUUGGACUUGUCCAAUAACAACUUAUCGGGCAGGAUUCCAACAGGGACUCAACUCCAGAGCUUCAAUGCUUCUGCCUUUAUAGGCAAUCGACCUGAACUAUGUGGCCCUCCACUUCCAAACGAGUGUCCAGGAGAUUUUCAUCCAGAUUACACAAACAGUACCAGAGCGCACAAGACUGACGACAUUCAGACAAAUGAUCAUGAAGAUGGUUUUAUAAGUCAAGGAUUUUUUGUUGCUACAAGCCUCGGAUUUAUUGUAGGGUUCUGGGGAGUGUGUUGCACUUUAUUGCUAAACCUAAAGUACAUAAAGAUCGAUGCGUCUCGCUUCCAAUGCUCGAGCGAUGUUAAGAUAUAUAAGCUCUGCAUGACAGUAACUCUAUGCAUGCGCAUGUUACAAAGUUGGAUCAAGAAACUUUAUGGAAUAUUCCAUUAACAGGCCAGAGAUGUUUCAUCAUUUCAAUAAACUAGCUAGUACUUCUACUUUAGUACUUCAUCAAGUCUUGUGAUUAUUUUUCUUUAUUGGAUUAGUUUUAAUUCAAUAUAUUGUAUCAAAAGAUCAUUAAUAUUUUAUUCCCAAAAAAAAAAUAUUGUUAGUUAUUAUAUUAUUUGGGGUGAAGUC
Molecule: messenger RNA, 3187 nt
Organism: Juglans regia (Persian walnut)
Lineage: Eukaryota; Viridiplantae; Streptophyta; Magnoliopsida; Fagales; Juglandaceae
Product: receptor-like protein EIX2
Exons: 2
Coding region: 50-3001 (983 amino acids)
Molecular function (GO): protein binding
Source: RefSeq, a predicted model, not a curated record